Molecule: messenger RNA, 1882 nt
Organism: Neohortaea acidophila
Lineage: Eukaryota; Fungi; Ascomycota; Dothideomycetes; Mycosphaerellales; Teratosphaeriaceae
Exons: 1
Coding region: 160-1653 (497 amino acids)
Molecular function (GO): protein binding
Source: RefSeq, a predicted model, not a curated record
CGUGGAGUCAUCGUAAGGUGAUACUGUGUUGCUUUUAUUGACACAUUCGCUGCUUCAAAUCUUUCUCUUCCUCCAAACAUCUUCGUCAGUCUCAGCAAGAGGCGCAACCUACAAACCAUCCAUCUAUCAACGACAACCGCUCCCACAGCUUCACCCACAAUGUCCAUCGACAUCUGCCCCUCCGAAAUCAUCGAGUCCAUUGUCGAGCUGCUGGAGAAAGACGACGUUCUCAAUUUGCGGCUCUGCAAUCGCGCUCUGGCUGCCCUGGCCGCCGGAGACACAUUCCGAUCGUAUUUCGACACCUACACCUUGCAUCUCAAUCUCGAGGCUGUGCGCUCCUUCAUCCGCUUCACCGAGUGUCAAACCCUUGCGCCUUUUCUCAAAAACCUGGUGCUCGUGGGUGAGAUCGUCGACACGCACUUUCUAGACGACGUAAUCCGGCGCAAAGGCUACACGGAGUAUACGCCCUACGGGACAAGACGUUCGAUUCUGCAUCCUUGUACCCCGGCGGAGCUGGAGGUGUUGAAGAAGACCCAAGAUGCGCUGCAUGCCCUGGAGAAGGAGCAGCACGAACGUGACCAUGCGCUUACCUGGCCGAGAGUGACACUCAACUGGACGGAUUCGAUGUCGAAAGUGCUGGCCGAAGCUUUCGAAAGCCUGAAGAAGUACCGCAAAUCAUACGCACUAUCACUGGAACUUGCUCUACUUCGCAGAGACGCGAUUCGCGGCGAGCGGCCUCUUCCUCGAAGCCGGGAGGAGGAUCCAUGGGACCAGGAGACGGCGCCCGAGAUAGCCUCGAAGAUCCUACACAUCUGCAUCGCUUCCCUCGCGCAAUCUCGACUGCCUGUCCACUCAUUGAAUGCUUUCUAUGGCCUGCCCUAUUGCCAUUCGCCCUGCCGCGACUUACACGAUAUUGCGAAGCACGAAGAAGGUCUUCGUGCGGCUUUCAAGUCACUCAGUUCUCUUUCCAUCAGCCUCUGUGCGCGCAUUUUGUCCGAAAACGAAUCAUAUGAGGUCGAAGAAGACGAAGACCCAGGGUUUGCUAAGAAAACCCUGCUCAACGACGAGGGCAACUUCGCCGGAUUCCCAGUCUUUCUGUCCUUCAUGCCCCUCCUGGAAUCGCUCCGAAUCCACUGGUACACUGUCGAGCGCUCUCAACCCCGUCGCUUCCUCGAUCACCUCAGCGCAAGCGCCUACAACCUACCCCUCCUCCGCUCGUGCACCCUGGACGGGGUGUGCUUCAGGCAGGCCACCUUGUCGACAUUUCUCCAUAACUUUCCGAUCAAACGCCUCACGAUGGUCGGAGUCCAGCUGAUUCAUUCGCGGAACCAUGGCUGGCCCUCGAUGACCUGGGCCGAUACAUUCAAGGAUCUCACCCGGGAAGAUUCGAGCUUGGAAUACCUCUUCCUUGACGAGCUGUACCAUUCGAAUGCGUUGAUCUUCUUCAACGAAACGUCGGCUGCUGACCGCACAUACCCCUGCGAGAUAAUGGAGGAUGGGGUGGGCGCGAAUACGCUCGUCCGCUGUGGAAUGGAGCAGAUCCGGGGAUUGCCGAUUGAGUACACGGUGCCCCGAACGAGGCGUACAGUUAAACACGCAUGUUCGGAGUGGUACCAAAACAGGUGGCAAAAAUAUGGAUAUGAACAGUCUUGAUGCCGACGUUUUCGUUAUGCGGAUACUUGAUGACAUGCGAAUCGGGUCGUGGUGAUCAAGGAAGUACAAGAUAUCUCUGCAGCUUCCUUCGUAGUUCAUACAUGCCGUGCAUCUGAUAGCCUCCCCUCGCUGACUGCGUUUCGAGAGGUGGCGCCCGUACUGUGAGCCCUACACUUCUCACUUCUCAGCAUCGGACAGGCCAGCUGGGUAGGGGUUAUUUCGCACUUCA